This is a messenger RNA of Micromonas pusilla CCMP1545, 714 nucleotides long. RefSeq lists its product as uncharacterized. Lineage: Eukaryota; Viridiplantae; Chlorophyta; Mamiellophyceae; Mamiellales; Mamiellaceae. The transcript has a single exon. Bases 1 to 714 code for a protein of 237 amino acids. The record is from RefSeq and is a predicted model, not a curated record.
AUGGCGAGGAUGGUGUACAGCCGCCCUCACGUCGACGGCCUGCGGACCGGUCCUCCGGCGGAGGAUUCGGAACUCCCGGACGAUUCCGCGGUCGAGUCCACGAGCGCGCCCGCGGCGUCGUCGUCCGCGCCGCCGCCGCCGCCGCCGCCGCUCGCCAUCGCGGCGGCGGCGGCGACGACCGCGACCGCGAGCGACGCCGCUCCCGGGGUGACGCACGUGUCCGCGGCGACGCACGCGUUCAACUCCCGGCACGCGUGGUUCGACGGGAACGGGAAUCGAAUCGCGCCGGACGCGAUGCGCACCGACGUCGAGCGAACGCAGAAGCCGCCGGAGAAGAUCCCGCCGAAGCCGAUCGAGCAGCGGCGCGCGGAUCGCAUCGCGGCGUCGAAGGAGAUGUGGAAGAAGAUCAACCCGGGGUACAUGCCGAACCCGGAGAGGAGCCACUACGACCACGCGUUUCACUACGACCCGACGCACCUCGCGGUGGCGAAGGGCGCGCCGCUGUCGUGGAAGCAUCACUUGCUCAAGACGGACACCGCGGCGUUCGUGGAGGCGGUCGCGCGGGAGAGGGUGUUCGCGACCGCGAUGAAGGAGGACGAGAAGAGCGCGGAGGCGGCGGCGAAGAAGAAGCCGGCGGGAGGGGGCGAGAAGAAGGAGAAGCCGCCGCCGAAAGCGGAGGCGUCGCCGCCGAAAACGGAGGCGGCGGAGGCGUGA